AUGUUUUCUUUUAAUUUCAGAUCGUUCAACAAUUCAAUAGAAGUUAGCUGGACUAAUGCCACACAGCUCAUUGAUGAGGGAUAUGUGAAUCUAGAUGUGACAACAGUUUUCUGGGCCUUCGGUUUCAGGGGUAGCGAAACAACUCAAGGAACAAAAGAAUUUGUUGAAACUACCUUAAGCAAUAGUAAUUGGUCUGUCGUAGUUGUUAACUGGCCGACGGAAGCUGGCAAUGUUUUAAUACCAAAUUAUGUCUCAGCGGCUCAAAAUACCCAAACCAUUGGCACGGAGUUAGGACAAGCUAUAUCUACCAUGGUGGCUAGCGGCCUAAAACCAAGCAACGUAAUAUUAGUGGGGUUCUCUUUAGGCGCACAGAUGUGUGGUAGAGCCGGUUUUGUUAUUCAAAACAUCAUUGGACAACCUUUACCGUUGAUCGUAGGUCUCGACGCAGCGAAGCCCCUAUUCGAACCUAUCCAAAUAUUUAGAUGUAUAAAAUCAACUGACGCCUCUAGUGUGAUCCUUGUCCACUCAGAUAUGUCACUGUUCGGUGUGUCAGGCAGCUAUGGAACACAAAACUUCUUCGCUAACGAUCCAUAUUAUACAUCGCACGGUUACCAACCAGGGUGUAGUUUGGCCAACACUUUGUUAAAUCCUAUCUUUUUGUUUGAAAACUUUAAUUUUUUCCGUAUAGUAUUUUGCAGUCACCUCCGGUCGGUGGAGUUCUGGAUAGAAAACAUAAUAAAUAAUUGCACAAUUAUAGGCAAUCAGGCAAGUAGUGGAGCUGCCUGGCUGCUCUCAGGGGGAACACCAAAUAACCUCACUUGUCUCGGCUAUAACGCAAGCCAGAGCGCCAAAGGAAAUUACUAUUUUCGGACCAAUGCAGAGCCCCUUUAUGGUUUAGGCAUAAAUGGAACAACACCUGUGUAA
Molecule: messenger RNA, 924 nt
Organism: Spodoptera littoralis (African cotton leafworm)
Lineage: Eukaryota; Metazoa; Arthropoda; Insecta; Lepidoptera; Noctuidae
Source: the annotation of a GenBank genome assembly